AUGGGAAUCAACCAGGACGUGUUGCUGUCUCUGCUUUGCGCCUUUGGCAACUGGUACAACAGCUCCGGCCAUGCAGACAGGUGUCUCUCUGCCGAGGCCAACGUCUCUGACCCGUUCCUCAGACAGGUGGCGCUCUUCACCAGGGAGUGGCUUAUCUUUCUGCCUCCACAGCAGGCCAGGUUCAUGCAGGUGUGCCCCAUCCUGGGCUUCCUGGCCGUUUCUGUGGUGGUUCCUGUUAUCCUAGCCAAGAUCUUGACUAGGUCACAGAUGCGGCAGGAGACACGCUACCUUCUGCUGGCUAAUGCCUUGCUCAGUGACCUGCUCUUUGUGGCCAUGUACAUGCUGAGCACGUGUCUGAAUGCAGCAGGCGUGCUGAUGUCCGAGUGGGCCUGCGCUACCGUGCUCUUCCUAUUGGGGGUGCUUUACAGCUCUGGGAUCCUCAGCACCAAGGCUAUGGUCCUGGACACGUCCCUUGCAGUUCUGGUCCCCCUGCGUUAUUUUGCGUUGUGGCCUGUGUCCAGGACCAAGAGGGUCAUUGUGGGUAUCUGGGCUCUGUCUGUGUUCUUUCCAGCAGGGUCUGUGGGGGUGUUUCUGUGGUACCACUCCACGGUGCCCUGCUCCCUCCACAUUUGCUCUCUGCCUCUGCUGCUGGUGCUCUCUGUCAGCUACUCCACACCCAUGCAGAUAUCCAUGCUCCUGGGAGUUGUGGGCAUCUUGUUUAUCUUACUCCUGGUCUUCUCCGGCUACAUGCUUCUACACUGGCGCACUCGCAUGGCAGGUGUCUGGAGGGGUGAAAGUUCAUCUCGCGCCAAAGGAACCUUCCUUAUCCACUACCUCCACCUCUUCCUGUCCUUCUGUCCCAUAUUGGUGCUGGCUAUUGAACUGCUGCUGUACUACCACCACGGUGUUCUCGACCUGCGUGCCAACCUGUGGGUGUCGCUGGUGGUGUGCAAUGUGCUGCUGGUGCUGCCCAAGGCCUUGGCACCUUAUCUAUAUGGCCUCAGAUACAGGGACCUGAGAGCAGCCCUGCUCAGCUUCUAUGGCCUGAGGAGGCCUUCAGCCAUCACCCCUGUGAUUUGA
This is a messenger RNA of Lampris incognitus (smalleye Pacific opah), 1080 nucleotides long. Its product is annotated as probable G-protein coupled receptor 148. The record is from RefSeq and is a predicted model, not a curated record. Gene Ontology annotation, molecular function: G protein-coupled receptor activity. Gene Ontology annotation, biological process: G protein-coupled receptor signaling pathway. Lineage: Eukaryota; Metazoa; Chordata; Actinopteri; Lampriformes; Lampridae. Bases 1 to 1080 code for a protein of 359 amino acids. The transcript is spliced from 4 exons. Gene Ontology annotation, cellular component: membrane.